AUACACAAGAAAAAGGAAAUAGAAUUUUAUUGCCGUGAUUGUUCUGUUGCUGUUUGCAGUCAUUGCGCUUUAUUGGAUCACAAAAACCAUAACAACACGCAACUACCAGAAAUAGACCAAGAAGCCAGAUCCAAGUUGAGCAAUUUAAAAGGAGAGUUAGAACGGAAGAUAUACGAACUCGAGAAACACGAAGAAUCUUUAUCCAAUCAAGUGUCUGAUAUCACGAAUCAGGCUAGAAUAGCCUGUGAUAUUGUUGACCAGCAGGUUCAAAAAGUCUGUGACGAAGCUAAGAAACACGGAGUCGAUGUUAAGACCAAAAUGAAUGAAAUACGUGAUACAGAAGCUGGCACGCUUGAGAAGCUACGGAACGAUAUCGGCAAAUACAGAGCUUCCUUACAGACGGGUGUUAAGUAUAUAGAGGAGGCGUUAAGGGGCGAAUCCACCUUCCCUGUUCUGGAUAUUUUACCCAGUGCAGAAACACUGACUAAAGACAGCAAAUUAACCAGCUUAGAUUUCCCACUGGUAAGAUACGUCCAUUAUCCUAUGGUAAGGGUAGAUGUCGAAACUUUAAAAGGGUUACUCGGUGAGUUACAGACGCUGGAGUCUAGAACAUUCACUUGCAGGUUUAGUUUAAACGAGAUAGUGAUGACCGAUAAGCCCUACCACAGUGAUGUGGUGAUAAUACAAGGAUUACCAUGGUGUGUUCGUGUAAAGCACCGUACUGAUAAAUCUUGUCUGGGAAUCUACCUACGAAUGAAUGCAGUGGUGGAUAAGACUUUUAAAUCUUGCAAUGUCAGUCUGAAGCUAACCCUCUUAAAUAAAAGUGAAGAUAAAUUCGUCGUCAAACAAUCUACUUAUCCAUUUGCACCCGAUGGUCAAGGCUGUGGCUGGAAGUUUGUACAGUGGAAUGAGCUAGAGGACGAGGAAAAUGGAUAUAUUGACAAUGACAAGUGCUUUGCCGUGCAAGCUGAAGUACAAAUAAAUGAUAUAGAACGAUAUUGA
Messenger RNA from Patella vulgata (common limpet), 1002 nucleotides. RefSeq lists its product as uncharacterized. The transcript has a single exon. Lineage: Eukaryota; Metazoa; Mollusca; Gastropoda; Patellidae. The annotation marks the transcript as partial. The record is from RefSeq and is a predicted model, not a curated record. Gene Ontology annotation, molecular function: protein binding; zinc ion binding; ubiquitin-protein transferase activity. Gene Ontology annotation, biological process: positive regulation of DNA-templated transcription. Gene Ontology annotation, cellular component: nucleoplasm; chromatin.